Messenger RNA from Pristis pectinata (smalltooth sawfish), 2771 nucleotides. RefSeq names its product basic leucine zipper transcription factor, ATF-like 3 (gene batf3). Gene Ontology annotation, biological process: regulation of transcription by RNA polymerase II. The record is from RefSeq and is a predicted model, not a curated record. Gene Ontology annotation, cellular component: nucleus. Gene Ontology annotation, molecular function: RNA polymerase II cis-regulatory region sequence-specific DNA binding; DNA-binding transcription factor activity, RNA polymerase II-specific. The transcript is spliced from 4 exons. The coding region runs from base 538 to 930 and encodes 130 amino acids. Lineage: Eukaryota; Metazoa; Chordata; Chondrichthyes; Rhinopristiformes; Pristidae.
UGAAAGUGUGCGCGCUGUAAACCUACUCGCACGUAGUUAAACCUUUUCAGAUACGCAGCGCAAGUGGAGACACCUAUAAACGUGUAAGGACAAUUUUGACUACUUUGAAGUUCAUGACAGGAAGAACCGGUUAAGAUUUUCAUGCCCUGGAUUGUGUGUCUUCAACUGAGGACAGGCAACCCAGCGAAGGUUCUGCGUGACAGGGCGGAUGUUUGGAGAUUCCUACUUUCCUAAAUUAUGAACCAAGACACGUGACUGAAAUUUGGCAAGCGCAUUCCAAGAAGAAAAUAGUUUUGUUUUAAAAAGUGAAACUCUCAAAAUUGCUUUUAGUUUUACAAUUACAUCACAGCGAAAAGGUUUUGCGAGAUCAAUUAUCGAUGGCCAAAGGCGUGCUAAACAUCUGCCUAAGUACUUGACUCCAGCUCUCUACACCAUUUCAAUGGGAAAUCCGGCCUCCUGAGAGCAUGCUACGCUGAACCCUUUUCUUUUGUUACUGCUGUGCAUGUGUUUACACAUAGAUCUGAUUAUUUGUAUGUCAUGUCUGGGUUAGAUUCUGCAGAGUUUCUCGCACGUAGUCCAGCGAACAGCAGCGGCACAGACCGGGCAUCUCAGGACUGUGGAAGCGAUAACAAGAAACUUCGAAGAAGGGAAAAAAACAGAAUUGCUGCGCAAAGAAGUCGGAAGAAACAGACCCUGAAGGCAGAUAAACUACACGAGGAAUAUGAAGGGCUGGAACAGGAAAACACUGCGCUAAAAAGGGAAAUAAGGAAACUUAGUGAAGAAGUGAAACAUUUAUCAGAUGCUUUGAAAGAUCAUGAACGAAUAUGUCCAAUCAUACACUGUACCAUGAACUUUGCCACAGCACCCAGACCUCACCCUAAUGUAAUCGCCAGUUGUUUAUCUCGUGAAGGCCAAAGUGGAGUCUCAUAGAUGGUUCAAGCAAUGAAAUUUUAAAUUUGAUAUUUUUCUUAAUGAAAAGUUAAAUAUAUAUUCAAAAUUUUAAAUGUGUUUUAUUCUUGUGUGCAACCUAAGGAGUCCCAGGUACAUUAUGCAUGGGCCAAAUUGUGACCUAUAUGAUGCUGCUGUGACCCUGUGCACUGUUUGGUCAAGACUAAGGAUACAGAUUUUGCAAAUUUAUUAUCCAUUGUGUACUUUCUGCUUAGCUUAAACUCUACCUAUUGAACAGGAAGAAAGUAUAUUGAAAAUGCACAGCUUUUUAUUUUGGACUCUUUAGGUGAUAAAUUCCUCACAAAUCAAAUGCAGUAUUUGCAAUUUUUUUCAGCAAUUAUGUAGCUGAAACAUGGUACAUUGAGACACUAGCCCUCAGAGAUUUUAUUUUUAAACCUGUAAUCAAAAGAAGACCAAGAAACAACAAUAAUUGGGUGUACCAUAUUAAUAAGAUUUUAUUGAUUACAAAGGCAGCUUUCUGAAGGAAAUCAUUCCAACAUUGUGUGCUUAAAUAGGAAUCAAGCUAAAAGUUUUUUCCAUUAUUAGCCAAAUGAUCAAUCUUGUAAUGUUGAAAUCAGCACUUAAAGUCGAAUAGCAGUGUUCAAUCUAGUAGAAAAUUGAUAACUGAACAGUUACAUUUUGUGACCGUGUGCUCUGGAACCCUACUGUAUGGGUGUUUCAGUUCCUCUAAAGCAUGAAGGAACCAAGCCAUCAGGAUCCUGCACUAAAUGAAGUAAUGACACAGAGCUGACUCUACAUAGACUAGAAUUGUUCAGCUUUUAUCUCUUUAUGGAUAUUAAUAAGGAAUACCAUUCAGUAACCCCUGAGAGUGAUGCUACCCUUGUGUGAAAUAAAUUGUCUCCUUAGAUUCUGAGUGGUUUACUUUCUGAUUUAAAUGGACUGUUUUCAUGUUGCUUUACAGCCAAAACCCAACAUUACUGGAAGCAUGUGGCCCUAGUUCGUUGCUGCGCUAUUAGCCUGUCACAGCUCUAUUGAACGACCUUACCCAAUGAUCUAUCAGGUUUCUAUUAAUUUGUUUCUGAUGCCUGUGUUCCGAUGUCCAGUGAUAAACUUUGUCACAACACCCAGACCACACCCUAAUGUAGUCAAUCCAUUAGUUAUUUAAAAUCUCGCUCCACUAUUUAACAUAAAUUGGUUAAUACUUCCACUUUCAAAGAAACAAGAGGAAAUUCAAAUGCAUUUAUGAAGUUUUCGUACAAUGGUAUUUUGAGCUUAAGUGAUUAGCAGAGCAAUACGACAUAAACUGUUACAUUUUGAUUAAUUGUUUAAUUUUUGAAAAUGUUUAAAAUGCAUGAAUCUUUAUGUGGCUUUUAUGAGAUUACCUUGUUUACUGUGGUUUUUUUAUGCUUCUCUUCUGCAUAAUGACCUCAUGUGACCUUGUUUAAAUUAAAAAACAGAUGAAGUAUUAGACAUGGCUCAGUGGUUUCCAAUCAUGAUGCUAGUGAGUGCUUAAAAUGAUGAGAAAUGCAUCUGAUUGCAGUGAACUGACAGUUGGAAUUCUUGCUCUCUCGCCGCCUCCCCAAGGAUCAAUCAGCCACUCAUAAUAUCAGAAAUCUUAGCAAAGUGCAGAGUGGAAACUUACUUCACCUAAUUAGAGAAUGGAAAACAAGGUUGAUUGGCAAAGUAGUUGGCUUCCUCGCAAAAAAAUCCUUUGUUCUGUGAGAUUUGUAGAAUAAUUAGAAAAUGUGAGAGAAGAAAUCAGCUCAUUCUGACUUUGGUUGUGAAUGCAUACACACACUAAAGUUUACUUCAAACAUUAUGAGUAAGCAUUUUUCAUAUCACUGCAUGCAAAUAAAACUCUC